Molecule: messenger RNA, 1193 nt
Organism: Loa loa (African eye worm)
Lineage: Eukaryota; Metazoa; Nematoda; Chromadorea; Rhabditida; Onchocercidae
Product: UGT1 protein
Exons: 8
Coding region: 6-1079 (357 amino acids)
Biological process (GO): pyrimidine nucleotide-sugar transmembrane transport
Cellular component (GO): Golgi membrane
Molecular function (GO): UDP-galactose transmembrane transporter activity
Source: RefSeq, a predicted model, not a curated record
CCGAAAUGGUGCAUCAUCUGGAUCAGCAGCAGGGUGAAUUUUUAUCCUCUAAAUUUUCGAUUAUUUCGUCUUCUGGACGAUAUUCGUCACUGAGGGAGAAGUUUCAUUGUUUGAUGGAUAGGAAGAAUCUAAAAUGGGCAUCACUAAUUGUAUUAAUCCUUCAAACGACAGUUCUUGUUUUAGUUUUACACUAUUCACGUGUACAAAAAGUUGAUGGACCAAGAUAUUUGUCAUCGACAGCUGUAGUUACUGCUGAAAUAAUCAAGCUGCUUACGUGUAUCGUCUUUAUUGCACAUCAACACUCAUGGGAAUGUGUGGGAUUCAUGAACGAAAUUUACACGGAAUGUUAUAUCAAGUCGAAAGAUACUUUGAAAAUGGCUGUUCCAGCAUUUUUAUAUGUCGUGCAAAAUAAUCUUCUUUUUUUGGCUUUAUCGAAACUUGAUGCAGCUACUUAUCAAGUAACUUAUCAACUGAAAAUUCUCACAACAGCAUUAUUUUCCGUAACAUUGCUGGGGAAGAAAUUGAACAGUCAAAAAUGGAUAUCAUUAUUGUUGUUGACGGUUGGAGUGGCUUUAGUGCAAUUGCCCGAUGAUUUCGGUAAAAUAACAUCAUCAACAACAAGUUCUGCGUUAUCAACGGAUUCGGAUAAAAUGGUCGGAUUAAUUACUGUCAUUGCAGCUUGUUUUUCGAGCGGUUUUGCUGGUGUUUAUUUCGAAAAAGUCUUGAAAAGUUCUUCGGUUUCACUUUGGAUGCGAAAUUUACAACUUGCAUUCUUCAGCAUUUUUGGUGGAUUCUUUAUGGUCUGGUUUUACGAUUUUAAGCAAGUAAAUGAGCAUGGUUUUUUUCAAGGAUAUAACAGCAUAAUUUGGACUGUUGUUCUGCUCCAGGCUUAUGGGGGACUUGUUAUAGCUUUAGUAGUAAAAUAUGCCGAUAAUAUACUGAAGGGCUUCGCAGUAUCAUUUUCAAUUGUAUUGUCUAGCGUAAUGUCCUACUGGUUGCUGGGUGAUUUUCCAACCAUCAUUGAUUUUUGCUGCUGGUGCAUUGGUUGUCAUUUUUUCGACAUUUUUUUAUGGAUAUGAACCAAAGCAAUCGCCCAAGUUGGUGCAGUCAGAAAAUUGAAAAUUAAACGAAGUUAUGAGCAGUGUACAAAAUCAAGAAACGAGUAUGGGCACACGUUAAAUAUAUAGAAAUGC